This is a messenger RNA of Ambispora leptoticha, 1607 nucleotides long. NCBI's taxonomy places the organism in Eukaryota, Fungi, Glomeromycota, Glomeromycetes, Archaeosporales, Ambisporaceae. The record is from the annotation of a GenBank genome assembly.
AUGUCAGAAGUUAUAUUCCAAACUGAAGACAACAAAAACAACAACACAGACAUUACCUCCUUAUCCCUUAGAAACUCAAAGAAGCUCCAUGAAAUUAUAAUCGAAUCAAAAGAUUAUAAUAACACACUAAAGACUGAUAAUGAAAAUAAUAAUUUAACUGAAUCCACAACUGACGAUACUGUAGCAAACAAUCAAUUCUCAUCAAAAAAAACAUCAACAGGAAUGGAAUUCAGAGUGAUGAUACGUAAUAUACCUAGAUAUGCCAACGUUAAACAGUUGAAAAAACACAUUAUUUCCGUGGGUGUUGAGAAUCCUGGCAAAAUUGCAAAAUCUCCUAGCUGGGAUUACGCGUUCCUCACCUUGAAGACUCAAGAAGAGCAAUCAUCUGCCUUGGAACUAUUAAACAAAUCGAAAUACAAAAAGAAUAAGAUAUUCGCAUGCGUUUCAAAUGUCUCACACGAGCUUCGAGAAGCUAAAAUUAAUUCUCUGAUUGCUAAACGCCAAGAAGAACAAAAGAAUGAUACGCGUAGCCCAAAAGAACAACUUGCUGAUAAAGUGACUCCAUUGCACGCUGUGCCAUAUAACGAGCAAUUAGAGCAGAAACAGGAAUCUAUGAAAAAAAUCCUCAAGAAAUUUCGUGAAGACAUGUUAGAUUUACCGAAAAUUGAUGAGACUUCAUGGGUCGUUAAUAAAGAAGAAAACCUUCCGUGUGAACUUUUGAAUAUUGUUCAAUCUCCAAAGAUUACGGGAUACCGGAAUAAAUGUGAAUUCACGAUCGGAUAUAAUAUGUCCAAUGAGAAAACUAUUGGGUUUCUGCUAGGCGGGUUUAGUCAAGGAAUACUUAGUGUGGUGGAGCCAAAUGAUUGCGUACAUAUAAGUUCAACAGCAAAGCGUAUAGCUCAAGUGAUGCAGGAAUACAUUCGAUCGUCUCAUUAUGAUGUAUAUAAUCGUAAAACUAAACAAGGAAAUUGGCGAUUAUUGACGGUUCGAACACAAGAAAAUGGUCAAUCUAUGGUCGUCGUCUCUUUCCAUACUCAAUCACUCCCUGAAGAAGAAAUCACAAAUCAAAAACAAGAUCUCAUAAAAUAUUUUACCGGACCUGUUAAAGAACAGGGAAUUAGUAUUGAUUCUUUGUAUUUCCAUAAAAAUGUGGCUACGUCUGAUGGAUUGUCCUUUGUGGAAGAGAUUGAAUGUAUUUGGGGAGAUCAAUAUAUUUAUGAGGAUAUGUUGGAUUGUAGAUUCCGUAUAUCUCCCAAAUCCUUCUUCCAAGUAAAUACAAAAGCCGCUGAAUUGCUAUACUCAAAAUGCCAAGCAUGGGCGUUGGAAGGUACAACAGACAUCAAUGAACAAAGCGCAACAUCCCGAAAAACUACUAAAUUACUGGACCUUUGUUGUGGGACUGGUACCAUUGGUAUUACGAUGGCAAGAAAGUUUGAUCAAGUGGUUGGGGUAGAGCUUGUGCCAGAGGCGAUCGAAGAUGCAAAGUUUAAUGCAGAGUUGAACAAAAUUCAAAAUGUGGAAUAUCAUGCUGGUAAAGUCGAAGAGUCACUGAACGUAUUGAAUACACAGACUCACGAUUCUGUUGUUGCUGUUCUUGAUCCUCCAAG